Miniopterus natalensis is the source of this 1891-nucleotide messenger RNA. RefSeq names its product kelch like family member 38 (gene KLHL38). Gene Ontology annotation, molecular function: protein binding. The record is from RefSeq and is a predicted model, not a curated record. NCBI's taxonomy places the organism in Eukaryota, Metazoa, Chordata, Mammalia, Chiroptera, Miniopteridae.
AAGUCUCGGGGCUGCCACAGUGAAACCCUCCAGCGCAUGCUCCCUCUUGGAACUUCUCCCCCUCUUAGCAGGAUGGAUGAGGAGGCUUCAGAUGGGCUGCUCUUCAAAGACCACGACUUCUCCUCUGACUUGUUGAGGCAGCUCAAUGGCUUAAGACAAAACGGAAUCCUGACUGAUGUGAUCAUCUGUGUCGGGGCCUGGGAGGUCCCCUGCCACCGAAACGUGCUGGCCGCCAGCAGCCCCUACUUCAGGGCCAUGUUCUGCAGCAGCUUCCGGGAGAGCGGUGAGGCCAAGGUCCAGCUGAGAGGCAUCGACUCCGCGGCCCUGGACCAGCUCAUCCUGUACGUGUACACCGGGCAGGUGCGCAUCACGGCCGAGAACGCGCUGCCCCUCCUGGAGGCUGCCUCCAUGCUGCAGUACCCCAAGCUCUUUGAGGCCUGCUCCUCCUACCUCCAGAGCCAGCUGACCCCCAGCAACUGCCUGGGCUUCAUCAGACUCUCGGACAUCCUAAGCUGCGAGACCCUCAGGAAGACAGCCAGGGAGGUGGCCCUGGCGUACUUCCCGGAGGUGGCCGCAUCAGCUGACCUGAAGGAGCUCUGCGCCUUGGAACUGAGGGACUACCUGGGGGACGAUGGGCUCUGCGGAGAGGAGGAAAAGGUGUUUGAGGCCGUCAUGGUUUGGGUCAAGCACGACCUCCAGGCCCGGGAGCGGUACGUGCAGGAGCUGUUCCAGCUGGUCAGGCUUCCGUACAUCCACCCAGCCUUCUUCCACCACUUCAUCGCCAACGACACCCUCCUUCAGUCCUCACCCUCGUGCCAGGUCAUCUUGGAGACGGCCAAGAGGCAGAUGUUUUCCCUGUAUGGCACCACCAGCGUCCCAGACCCCCAACCUCCGUGGCAUGUCCCCCCAAGGAACUCUUACCAAGAUUUCCUCAUCCUCUUGGGUGGGAGGAAGGACAGCCAGCAGACCACCCGGGAUGUUCUGCUGUACAACAGACAGACGGGCCAAUGGCAGAGCCUCGCCAAACUCCCCACCCGGCUCUACAAGGCCUCCGCCGUUGCCUUGCACCACAGCGUCUACGUGCUGGGAGGCAUGGCCGUCGGCGCAGGGAAGGGUGUGCCCAGUCACCACGUCUACACCUUCUCCCUGAAACUCAACCACUGGAGGCUGGGACAGCCCAUGCUGGUGGCCCGCUACUCCCACAGGAGCACUGCCUAUAAGAACUUCAUCUUCUCCAUCGGAGGGAUUGGAGCAGGGCAGGAGGUGAUGGGCUCCAUGGAGAGGUAUGACAGCAUCUGCAACGUCUGGGAGGGCAUGGCCAGCAUGCCAGUGGGGGUUCUGCACCCUGCAGUCGCUGUCAAAGACCAGAGGCUCUACCUCUUUGGGGGAGAGGACAUCAUGCAGAACCCUGUGCGCCUCAUCCAGGUUUAUCACAUUUCCAGAAACACGUGGUUCAAAAUGGAGACACGAAUGAUCAAGAAUGUGUGCGCCCCUGCGGUGGUGCUUGGCGAGCGGAUUGUCAUCGUGGGAGGUUACACGAGGAGGAUUCUAGCUUAUGACCCUCAGUCCAACAAGUUUGUCAAGUGUGCGGACAUGAAAGACCGGAGGAUGCACCACGGGGCCGCCGUGAUGGGGAACAAGCUCUAUGUGACGGGUGGACGGAGGCUGACCACGGACUGCAACGUCGAAGACUCGGCCUCCUUUGACUGCUACGACCCCGAGACGGACACUUGGACAUCCCAGGGACAGCUGCCUCACAAACUCUUUGACCACGCCUGCCUCGCUCUCCAGUGCAUUCCCCACACUUCCACCUCCCCGUGAGGUGGACAAGAAACCUAAAAAUGACCUGUCUUAGUCCAGGUGCUCUUGUUGCCGGAGACAAAACCCAACU